AUGGCCGCUUCAUCGUCGUCGGCGUCGUUUGCUGCUGAUCUCUUGUCCUCGACCAUGUCGGUCGCUCAGUCUUCAAAGCUACUGUUAAGGACUCCAAAGAAGCAGACUAAUCCAGUCACAAGUCCUAUUCCCACUCUCGUCUCCUCUGGCCCGACACCGACAUCCGGUCCAGCGAUGGCCAGUGCCCCCGCAUCUCUUGCUCCGUCUACCACGGUUCCUGUGGUCCCAGAUGCCGCUAGUUUAUUGAACAAGGUCGCCACGACAUCUACGGGCAUCUACCAGCAAUCCGUCUUCCUUCGGUCGCGCCUCCAACGCGUCCCGGCCUUUGCCCAGUUUCUGCGCUUUAGUCAAUCUGGCUCCCGUGCGUCCAAAGACGUCGUACAGCAGAUGUGGGAGACGUUUGCGCUCGGGAAACCACUUUGUGUCCUCUUCAAUCUCCAGGACAUUCCCGCCGACCUCAAGAUUCAAGAAUACUCAGACGACGAAGUCGACCCCGAUCCACUGAGAAAGGAACGCCAACGCGCUAUUGCUCUCUUCAUUAUGGGUGUCAACCGUCUCAAGGGCGCGGGAAUAUGGGAAAAGGACGCUCCCCUCUUCUCCAUCAGCGAACUCGUCAUGGACGCAAUGGACACGAAUGGAUUCGUCAAGGUUGUCGCGACGGUCCUUCAUCUCCUCACAAAGCUUCCACCUACUGCUUGGUCCGAGGACGCGGAGCCCGGACCAAACGCGGCUUCCCAUGCACCGACAACCUCAAACACCUCGCGCAAGGAUGUGGAACGAGCAAAUCUUAUCCGCGAGCUCAUGGAGACGGAGAGAAAGUAUUGUCAGGAUCUGGAGAUUAUGCAGUCGUAUGCCGACUCUCUUCAACGACUAGACAUUGUCGAUCCGGAUACCAUCCAACGCCUCUUCCCUGCCCUCGGCAAACUUACCGAUUUCCAACGAAAGUUGUUGAUCCACAUGGAGCAGACGGCAGAGCACCCGGUUGACGAGCAAGAUUGGGGGCGAUGCUUUUCUCAGCACGAGUCCGAGUUUGCCAUUUAUGACGCCUAUAUCGCAAAUUAUAGCCAGGCGCUUGACCUCGCCGUCGCGGAGCAACGGACGCUCAUGGCCGCGUCGAGUAUCAUCAACCCAAUGCAACUUCCUGCCUUUCUCAUCAAACCAGUCCAACGUCUUUGUCGCUAUCCACUGCUUCUUGGCUCGGUACUCAAGCUCACACCUCUGGAACAUCCCUUGCACGCAUCGCUCGUCGAAGGUGUCGACGCCGUCAAGCGCAUCGCAGAUGCCGCAAAUCGUGCACUCCGUGAAAAGGAGAAUGAAGAAACGUGGAGCGCGGCCCUCGCGCGCAUCCGAGAUUGGAAGGGACUGCAGCUCGACAAGACGGGACCACUCCUACUCGACGAGGUCUUUGGGAUCAGUGGAGACAAGAGACCGUACUCGGAAUACCAUACCUUUCUCUUUGAUCGCAUGUUAUUAAUAUGUCGCCCAAAAGAUAUUCAACCAGCAGAGGUCGUCGAAUCUGGUGACAAGGAGAAAAAAUCGGACCGCUUGACGCCCGGCUUUAUGCGUGGGAGGAGCAACAGCGUCAACGGGAACCCGCCUGCUCCAUCUACACCAAAGGGUGUGGGUCUCGUUGCUGGCGGCGCUGUGGCUUCGAGGAGGUCCAAACUCCCUCUUUCGAUCCGAGGUGUCUUGUAUAUCCGCAAUAUGCUUGAUGUCACCGCGGAUACAUCAUCAGGCGCCUAUUUGGUCAACGUCAAAUACUCUGACCGACGUGAAACGCUGAACUGGUCGAUACACUGCAGAAAUGAGGAACAAGUCACCCUUUGGCAGUCUGAACUCAAACGCCUCGUUUCUCUAUGGAUCAAAGAAGAAGCUCAUAUUAAACAGCAAGCCAAAGAGGAUCUCAAAGCUCUUCGGAGCGCUUCGCACGGCGCACCUUAUGCGAGUCAAGAAUCUCUCGAUACCAUGCGCUCUGCACGACGUCCAGCUCACCCUUAUCACUACACGUUUGAAACCGCCCCAUCUCGCUCGCGGAAUCGCAAUGGAAGUCUGGACCUGGGAAACUCUCGUCCGAAUGUGACUAGAGGGCGUGCGAGCUCUGUUUCCAGCGUCAUUUCCGACUUGUACGAUGCCUAUGCCAAGGAUGAUGCUAGUAGUAUUGAAAGCAUCAGCACCAAUGCAAGUAUGACAGACCUUCCGUCCUCCGUCAAUGCAUCGACAGCAUAUCCUGUGGAGAAGAGUCCAGAGAAGAGUCACAGUCGCAGUGCGUCGGUCGCUUCCAGAGUAUCCAUCGGUUCGGAAACUCGAUCACGACCGCCGUCGAAUUCGACCCUCAGCAGUCGAUUCCGAACCCUUCCACUUCCCCCGCAGCUUCCCCCUCCCACCAGUCCACAACCACCACGUCCCAACGAGGAUCCGCCAAGCUAUUCCGCGUCCACGAGCCACAGCUCCAGCAGAACUCAAGAAAAGGCUUCUCACUCUAGGCGACCAAGUGCAGAGAGUGCAGAUGGGACCAGACCCCUCCCUAUGCCCCCUGCUUCUCAGUUGCGUAUUCGCGUCGGUGAUAGAGCCCCGGCUCCCUUGGGCCUCCCUACCUCGAGCGUUGCCAUACCGUCGCCAUCGAUGACACCUCAAUCCACUCUCCCCGAGCUUCCCUCCAAGGACCCACGGCGUCCCCUUUCUUCUCGCAAAUCAGGAAGCAUGCUUCGUGGACCAAGGGAAAGGCAUUACUCGGGAACAGGAAGGAUGACCCCCACAACGCCUCCUCAAUAUGCCACCACUCACGCUAUACCGACGCAAGGGCUUAUCAAACCUCCUGUGGAUGAAUCCCACCUUCAUCCAGAGUUGAGGGCAGACCUCCGCAGACGACAGGAUAGCGGCUCUUCGUCAAACACGGAUAUGGUUUCCAUCUUCACCUCGUCGGAGCCAGAGAUUGACGUUUCUCCGACGACUCCUCUGUCAUUCGGCGAAGAGACGCAGAAGCGCUCGCCUUCAAAGCUUGCACCAGGAAAUGCAGCAAAGGACACUGUCUCCCGGAAUUUGGUCGUGAGCGCAGGAGCGGACGUCGGUCGACCGAGAACUGCAGAUCGUCGACCAGCUGUGACUCCUCAAACGGCCUUUCACGAAAUUCGAGAUCGGGAGCUGAUUACAUCCGGCGGUUUGCGGCAUACUCACGAAUCUUCUGCGUCGGGUCGUCCUGGAUCUUCGUCCUCGAGAUCCACUCACCCGGAUCAGCAAUCGCACUGCCGCACGAAUAGCAGCAGUGGAUUCGGUCGAACGGCUCUACCGACUUCAAUCAGUUCAGCAGGGACAGUCAUCGUGCGGCUUCAUCACAACGAGAGCACGUUUCUCAUCAAAAUUCCACACACAUCCCCGCGAGCCGAAUUUGUUGAGAAGAUUCGGAGAAAGAUACGACUUUGUGGUGCAGCUCCUGCCGUUCCGGUCGAGCACCUCCCUGCUACGCGAUUUUCUAUCGAAGAACAAGUUUCAUAUCUCGACGAAAACUACCAAUUCAAGAAACUCAGCACAAACGAGGACUUCGCUGUGGCGUGGAAGUGCGCUACGCGUCCACGAAAGGAUCCAGAAGACAAUGGCGUGUUUAUCAUCGCUGUUGGCCCGACGAGCUGCCUAGGGUAUGGCAACAAAUAA
This is a messenger RNA of Serendipita indica DSM 11827, 3648 nucleotides long. Lineage: Eukaryota; Fungi; Basidiomycota; Agaricomycetes; Sebacinales; Serendipitaceae. The record is from the annotation of a GenBank genome assembly.